AUGAAUUCUAUUAACAUGUUCGAAAUGUACGAUGUUGCUGAUUUCACAUCUUUAAACCAAGGAACACAGGACCAUAGUGACAAUGAAAAUGAAGAACUCUUGGCUGCCUAUGACCAGUAUUUAAAUAGGUGUGUGGACAUUCAGGACUAUGAACACAUCAAAACAAUCAACGAAGGCACCUACGGAGUUGUCCACAAAGCAACCCACAAGCAGACAGGAGAAUUAGUUGCUGUAAAGUACCUCAAGUGUUUUGACUCCGAGGAAAGAUUCUCCAUCGCCGCUGCAAGAGAGCUCAAGUUCUUAAUGAAUUUGUGGCACGAAAAUAUCGUUCUGGUGCACGAGCUAGCGAUGGGCUCAAGUAGGAGUGAAAUGUUUAUUGUAAUGGAAUAUCUGCCCCAUCAAAUAAGAAGUCUCCUGGAUACAGUGCGCAACAAAAGACAACGGUUUGGCCCAGAACAUAUACAUUGUUUGAUGACGCAGCUCAUAAGAGCCAUGGCGUAUCUACAUCAGAACCGGGUCAUGCACAGGGAUCUCAAACCUGAAAAUAUACUAAUGUGUAAAGAUGGUUAUUUAAAAGUGGCAGAUUUCGGCAUGGCCCGAGAAUGUAAACAACCUCCUCGGCAAUAUACUCCGGGCAUGUGUUCACUGUGGUAUGGGGCGCCAGAACUACUCCUUUUAAGCAAAGAAUACUCCACUUCUGUCGACAUGUGGAGUAUCGGCUGUAUAUUCGCCGAAUUCAUUAACAUAUGGCCACUGUUCCUGGGCGAAUCGGAAACUGAUCAGUUAAAGAAAAUUUAUAAGGUACUAGGCACGCCGUCAGACACCGUUUGGCCUGGUUACAGUACCUUGCCAUUAGUUGGAGACAUAACAUUCGACGAGUAUGCACCGAGCGGGUUGCGUAAAGAGUUAAAACACAAAAUACUUUCCGAUAGCGGAUUUGAUUUACUACAAAGAAUGUUAAUAUAUGACCCAAAAAGACGUAUAAGUGCAAAGGAAGCUUUACGACAUAAAUAUUUUGAUAACGAACCGGUGACGAUAAGUCCAGAUGAGUUUCUUAAAUCUCUGGAUUUAGAAGAUGAUCAUGAGGAUACAGAGUCUAACACAAGAUCCGGCUCUGAAGGCGACGAGCAGUCCGACUCUGACACAGGAGACGACGAGCAGUCCGGUUCUGAUAUGGAAGAUGAAGAAAAGUCCGGCUCUUCAGGAGAAGAUCUCACUUUUUAA
Molecule: messenger RNA, 1224 nt
Organism: Spodoptera frugiperda (fall armyworm)
Lineage: Eukaryota; Metazoa; Arthropoda; Insecta; Lepidoptera; Noctuidae
Product: cyclin-dependent kinase 11B-like
Exons: 1
Coding region: 1-1224 (407 amino acids)
Biological process (GO): protein phosphorylation; regulation of mitotic cell cycle
Cellular component (GO): nucleus
Molecular function (GO): cyclin-dependent protein serine/threonine kinase activity; ATP binding
Source: RefSeq, a predicted model, not a curated record